This is a messenger RNA of Macrobrachium nipponense, 3606 nucleotides long. RefSeq lists its product as uncharacterized. The transcript is spliced from 6 exons. Gene Ontology annotation, cellular component: neuron projection membrane. The record is from RefSeq and is a predicted model, not a curated record. Bases 1849 to 2721 code for a protein of 290 amino acids. NCBI's taxonomy places the organism in Eukaryota, Metazoa, Arthropoda, Malacostraca, Decapoda, Palaemonidae. Gene Ontology annotation, biological process: synapse organization.
UGUAUCGGUAGCCGUGGCCGGUGUAACACUGUCGGUCGGACGGCCGCCGACUUCCUUCCGAGGGACUCUCUCUCUCCUCGCUCGUUCCCGGAUCGUAGAGACCGACUUCGUUUUGCUCGACGCUCGUGUUUUAUGAAAUGGGGUGGGCAGUUGGAUCGUUUUUGGUGACGGAGCAGAUGUGUAGUACUACUGAGUGACAGCCCGGAUUUGAGCUGAAUUAUUAUCCCGAUCUCGUCACGGAAUGAACUUCAGUUUAACUCGAACCUUCUCCGUCAGUGAUUCGCGACGAAGGAAUAGAAUGCGAGAAGGUGAGAUAAAUACGUGAAACAGUUAAGCGGACCUUUGAAAAAGAAAGAUGCCGGUCAUAGGACCUUAAUUUUUUCGGCUGUCGGCUCAGGCUGCGUUACCAAAUCGAGCCGGGUCCUUUCUGGCCGAAAUGUUCCCUCCUCUUCAAAAACCGGCCAUCGACAGAAAGUUAGGCCACUGUUACGUCCGUCGUAUGAAGAGUUCAAGAUGAGGAAAAUAGCCGCCGUGGAUGUUAAACACGUGAGGUCACAGGAAAGAUAUCUGGAUUAACGGUGAAAUUAUUAUGAAAAUAUCAGUGAAAUAAAUUUUUUUUCUUCGACUUUGAAAUUCAGGGAUAUGAUGAACAUCAUCAACCAGGUGCUGUUUUAGUCUCUCUUGAGGCUUUGUGCUUUCACUGUGUUCUUCUCCUUCUUCUGAAAAUGAUGAGGAUUUCAGGUCUUUCUCUGAUUACAUUUGCAUCAUUAGUUUGUGAUAUAUCGAGGUGCUAACAUGUCUGGAUUCAUACUAGCGUCACUUAUUUGUUUUUAUUGAAAAAAAACGUAGCAUUACUUAGAAUCCUCAACUUUUCAAAUUCUCUGUAUAAUCUUUGAAGAAUGUGUGGGAAAGCAGUUUUGACCUCAUCUGCCCUCAGAGAGUUCCAUAUUUCAUCGCCGGAGUUAAGUGUGCCUUUACCCAAAUACAAAGCGUAACCGUCGAGAGAAAAAAAUCUAUUUUAGAUUCUCUUUUCGAAAAAACAAACUAAUUUUAAUAUUCUGGAAUCUCUAUCCCAUUAGCCACUUAUUGCAAAACAAUAUCCGAUGUUUUUAAUUGCUGUGGAUCAACUUACGAGCAACGUUAUCAUAUUCGAAUUUUUGUCACUGUUCGGAGUCCAUGCAUCUUUUUUUAUUUCCGGGUAUCGUACGACUGACUGGCGAGGAGUACUAAUGCAGUUGCGAAGGCAAGAAAUUGGCUGAUUGUGUUAAUUGUUUUUAUCAUUUCCUGAAAUUCGAAGGAGUCUGCCAGUCACUCUGAUCAGGAAAUCCACUAAGUAUCAACGGAAAUCAUGAGUUUUCUAGCCACCGUCUUCCACGCGAUCGAAAAUGACCUCGGUUCAACAAAAACUCAAAAGGUCCAAUUCGGUGUGAGGGACCUCUAGACCGUUCAAGAAAAUGAUUCCAGCAGAACUUUUUUGUUGGUGUUGUGGUACGUGAGAAUAGAAUGCACUGUGACAAUGCAUUCGGUGACUGACAGCGUUUUCCAGAGUUGAUUUUUUCCCAGAGCAGAGAAUCCUAAAAUAAAUGAAUAAAUAAAUAAAUAAACAAAUAGAUAAAUAAAUAAAAGUGUCGCAGCAACCACAGCGGAAUUCGAUCUCUGACGAAUGCAAAAAGGAAAAAAUGAGCGACGAAUUCCAAAGAAAAAAAAUGAGCCAGUGAAAAGAAAAAGGGGGAAAAGAGAAAGAAUAAGAGAAAGGAAAAGGAAAGAAAAACAAAAAGCAAGGAAUAACAACAUCUGGUUUUAAGGUUUUCCCAUAUCACCACCGUCGUCCAUCUCUCGCAAGCCAUAAUGUUCAACAACAAAGUGAUCUCUGUUCUUCCAGUUGUUGUUCUUGUUCUGCUCACUGUGGCACCUGUUCUCCUCCCCGUUUAUGGGGAAGCCCACCGGAUGUCAGACGGUAGCGACAGGGCGUGUCCCGUAUGCCCGUAUUUUAUUAAUACCCAGACGAACGUCACAGCGCCUCAGGGUAUGUCUGCCAACCUCACCUGCGGAGUCAGGAACUUAUCUGACAGAAAGGUCUCGUGGAUCAGACGCAGGGAUCUGCACGUGCUAACUACAGGGGCCUUCACUUACACGACCGACGUCAGGUUCCGGGUCCUGCACCUGGAAGGGUCCCCGUACUGGACGCUGGAAGUCGGGUCCCCCACCGUCAACGAUUCGGGGGUCUACGAGUGCCAGGUGUCGACUCAGCCCAAAAUAUACCGAAGGUUCACCUUAAACGUUAUUGUUCCUAGGGCGGAGAUCACGGGGACGCAGCAGAUUUUCAUGAAGGCAGGAAGCGACAUCAACAUCACCUGCGUGGUGGCGGGCGCUGUGAGAGGAGCCAGCGUCAAGUGGUACCACGUCCUCCCGCAGCCGCGCAAUGGCGUCUCAACGAUCGAGAUCAACAUAGGCGAGAGAGGGGGCGUUCAGCUGGUCACCGACAAGAACGAAGGAACGAGCUGGCUGCUGGUCACUCACGCCACCUGGAAGGAUGCCGGGAACUACACCUGUGCACCUGCCUACGCCAGGCCCGCGUCGGUCUCCGUGCACGUUCUAGACGGCGUUCUGGUUGCAGAGGAGACGCCGGCAGCCAUGCAACACGACCUCCUGCAGCCGAGUUCGGGAAGCCACCGCCUCUCACCCGUCCCCCCGGGCUUCCUACUCGUCUCGUGGCCCUGAUCCAGGCGCUGCUGCUGCUCUUCUCCCACGGGGGGAGCGCCGCGCCCGACGACAGCAGCAGCGCAGCGGCGGUGGCUGCGGCGGCUAGUGGCUCCACUGCUCUUCUCGCCGUUGCGUCAGCAGCCACGAAGGGCGUCGUCCUCCUGGCGACGGCUCUGGAGUUCGCCUCCCUCUGGGGCGGUUCGAUGGGCACCGCGCCCGCCGUCGUCGGUCCCAGACGCGUGGUGACGAGGAGGGCGGCGGCAAUGACGACGAUGAUGAUGUCUCCGUCGGCGCCUUCGGCAGUGUUCUUUCCUUUGCCUUUCUUCGAUGUAAAUAUAUCUGGAUUAUUUCCGCGACAGCUGAAACAGGCGCUAUAAGGGCGCGUUGAUCUAUCGUGUGUGUGUGUGCGUAUGUGCGCGGAUGUUUGUGCGUGUGUUGGUGACUACUCACUCAACUAUUUUCUUAUACGUGACGGAGAGAUUUCCCGGCAGUUGUCGUGUCGAUGUGAGGGAGUUAAAUGAUAUUUAUUUUUGACUUCGAAAAAGAUUCAGGAUCUUCGGAUGAUUGAAAGAAAAAAUAUAAAUAAAUAAAAAAGUAACAAGAUGGAUGUGUCAACUUAGAUGUACUGAGACUGAUAAUAAAACAAAAAAGGUUUUGUUUAUCUCGUGGUGUUUGGUCUUCAUCAUCAUCAUCAUAUUCGUGGAGGCUGAUUUGAAAAUAUACGACGAUAUAUUCUCCUAUGACCUUGGGUUUUUUUUUGUGUUGAAUAACAUUUUACAAAGCUUUUGCCAAUCAGAGAUGAGUCAAAUAUUUUAAUUUGUAAAAUACUUAACCUACAGUUGUGUGACUAUCUGUCUAUCUAUAUAAAUGAUUAUGUUACACACACAGGUAUACACACACAUA